Molecule: messenger RNA, 2303 nt
Organism: Moneuplotes crassus
Lineage: Eukaryota; Ciliophora; Spirotrichea; Euplotida; Euplotidae
Source: the annotation of a GenBank genome assembly
CUCUCUAAUAUUAUUAAUCAUGGGUGAUAAAAGUUUUUGAUUAGAGGAGAAGGAACAGGAUGGGGGGUUUAGGCUGAAGUUAUUGCAAGUAGGGGAGAAUGGAGGUGAGGAAUUGAGAAGUAGCUUGUUGUCUCCAAAUAUGUUGUUCAGCACUGACAAAGCAGAUACGGAAAAGACUAACAGGAAAUAAUUCAAGGAUCAGGAAGGUCUCUCACUUGAUAAGUUCUACGAGUAAAGAGAACAAGAAUAUGAGUUAUCAAGAAUUGAGGGACCUGGUCAGCCAGAUUCAACUCUUUAAAGACAAAUCUGUCAUUAAGAAGGAAGAAGACAGGCAGGACCUUAUAGAUGAGAUCUGAGGAAUUAUCAAGUUCGAGGAGUUCACACAGGGUAAAAGAGUCUUUAGAUUUGGAGAUUAUGGUGAUAAGUUCUAUAUUAUUUGUAAAGGGACUGUCUCAGUCCAUAUUCCUAUCAAAGUUAGUGCCGAGACAAUAGAAUCUUCUCCUGCUAAGAAAUAAAUUAAUCGAAGUAGCCCAACUACAGAAAGGGCAAUGUUUCGGAGACAUGGCUCUCAUCGAUUACAAGCCGAGAUCAGCUACUAUAAAAUGCAUUACCGACUGCUUCUUCGCAGUUGUUUCCAAGCAGGACUAUAAAUAAGAUUGUUGGGAAACUGUACAAGAAGAUCAGGGAAAGAAUUCAUAACCUGAUUAGAGGCGUUCCUUACUUUGCUGAUCUCAAGAUGAAUGAUUUAAAAUAAGCUCAGUGCUUAUUUUGAAGAGAUAGAAUACAUUCGAAACAACACUAUAAUCAAGCAAAAUGAACAGGCCGACAAUGUAUAUUUAGUAAAGGAGGGAGAAUUUGAAGUUCUGAAGCUUAUAAAUUACACUCAGCCGAGGAAUACUAGUAAUGACAAAAUACUUCACAAAUCAAAACUAAAAUAUCAAUUAGCGAAGGUGGGUCAGUUAGGAGUUGGCAAAAUAUUUGGAGAUCAGGAUGCUGUAUGCGGGAGACCAUAUUCGUUUACCAUAAAAUGACACUCAACAACUGGGACAUGCCUCCAAAUUAAAACCCAUCAGCUGAUAAAAGCCAUUGAGGAGAUUGAUGAAGAGAUUCUAGAAGUCAUCAAAUCUUGGGCUGAGAACGAGAAGCAAGGCCUUACUCGCUAUCUGAAUAAAAAUAGAGAAUUUGAAGAUAACUCAAAGUUCAUCAAUAAAUUUAAAAAUCAUCUAGAUAAAAUUGAGGAAAUGAAGAGGGAGAAUGAAAGCCCGCUACAGAAAAGAAUAGCGCAGAGGAACAUGGAGGAUCAGCAGCUAAGGUCUCGAGAUGAUUCACAACCAUCACCAAAGAAGACUGUCCCAUAUGUGAAGGUCAGCUCAAUAAAUUUUCAGAGUAAUAAAGAUAUCUCACAUACGAGUCAUUUUAAAAGAGACACAUUGGUCAUUAAUGAUGAUGAUAUCUCCAUGAAGUUGAACAAGAGCAAGAGAGUUGACUUUUCAGGCACAUCCUUGAAUACCAAAACUACUUCAUUUAACCAGAAGAGAGACACUAUUAAUAUGAGGCCUAGCUUAGUCAUGAGUCAGAUCAAUAAAGAAAUGCCUUCAGAGCUGAGGUCGAAGAUCAGAAAAUUGAACACUACUACUAAAAGCUUUAUUGAAGAUUCUAAGAUUCUGAAAUGUAAGAAGUCAUUCAAGGCAAAAAUGAAGAACGUGAAGACAAGGUUAGGUUUUCGUAGUCCCAAACUACGCUAUCCACGUGAAAUGUACAACAACUCUGUUGUAAAGAACUAUCUUAUAAACAACUUUAAUGAUAAGAACAACUUUGCUAGUUUUGACUCUGAUAGAGCAAUGGCAAAACUAGCAACAACUAUCAACUCGAUAAAGUCAGCAAGGAUGACUGGGGAUAUAAUGCUCAAGAUUGCCAAGCGUCAAAAACUCAUGUCUUCAUCUCCCAAGAAGGAAGAUUCAAGAGAGUUUAAAAAUAUCAGCAUAAAGUCUCAAAGAGUAGCAUUUAGUAAAAGAUGCAAGAAGAAGACUAACAAACUAGGAAUGUUCCCUGAUCCUUCGAGACAAAGGAAUAGAUCUCCUAACUUCUCAUCAGGUUUUGUAGAAUCAGUGUCAUUUAAUAUAAAACCCAAAAAUCUUCGGAGGCAGAUUAAGCGCAAUGAGGCUCUGAAGAACAAAUUCCAUUUUUCAAAGAAGAUCAUAAAGUCUAAUAGUCCAGAGAGGUCGAAUGAGGACACUCUAGUUCCAAUCAGCCUCCAAGUCUGGCCGGAGCUAAAGAGCCCUACUUCCUUUACAAGCAUAUAA